Molecule: messenger RNA, 3362 nt
Organism: Patella vulgata (common limpet)
Lineage: Eukaryota; Metazoa; Mollusca; Gastropoda; Patellidae
Product: orexin receptor type 2
Exons: 2
Coding region: 793-2019 (408 amino acids)
Biological process (GO): neuropeptide signaling pathway
Cellular component (GO): membrane
Molecular function (GO): G protein-coupled peptide receptor activity
Source: RefSeq, a predicted model, not a curated record
AAUUACUGUCAUAGCUUGCACGUGCCUUGAUUAGUAUUCAACCAAUGACACAGUGAGGGUUCUUUAACGUUUAGUCAUCUUUUAAUGGGGGAUUCUUAAGGUGGGACAUAAUAGCUCUGCCUUCAUGCAGAAGAGGUGAAUAUCAGCGGAAUAAUAUACUGACAACGAAAUCUGGGUGGAUGCAACAUAAAUGUCCAGUAACAAUAGCUGAAACAAGAUCAAAUCUCCUUUUAUGUUAGAUUCAGUUGUGGUACCAGCACAGUAAGAGAGUGUUGACCGGCGGUAAAUAAUCUCAAGUGCGUUCAACAAAUUUAACAUCCUGUGAUGACUCUGAUACGAAUAUUGACAGGAAAAGAAAUAUUCGCCUAAGUGUGUGAUCUGUUGGCUGCCGAUAGGGUUCAAGAGCGCUUAAAGUUUCACUGAAAUCUCCCGCCUGUUUUCAUUACAAUAACUUGACUCGUUGCACACGGUCGUAAGAUUGAGCAACCUCCAGUCGCUAAUGACCCUUCGUGUUAUAUAAGCUAAAUUUUCUUAAAUACUUACUAAUUAGUAAUUUGUUUAGAUAUACCUUUCAUUGUUUGUGUGCUCAACAAUGUGGAUUUAAUCACCCGCAUUCAUGUAGUGAGAAGAUGAACGGUCGGACUUGUCGAGUUUAGAUUAACUUUGUAACCUGUACAAAUACUCCAAAUGUUACGCAUGGACUAAGCGUAUUGGAAGGUACGGUUAGUAUUGGGCUACAAUUCACACAGCAUAAACAGAAGAAAAGUAACCUAAAAUUUUCAUUUGUUCGAUAUGGAUAUUUCAUCCCAGGCAGUUUUAACGGACACGAAUGAUUUACCUGCUACAGAAGAUUUUAUCAUGAACGAUACCAUCUAUCCCGAAUCUGGCUCCGGCUCGGUAUACGACUUUGAUGUUUUCCCGACCAUGUCCACGACAGAUAUCAAUCGUCAUCUCACAAGACUGAACUAUGAAUUUACCAUUUUAAUGAUACCGGCGAUGGUAUUCCUAUUACUUUUAAUGGUAACUGGUAUAGUUGGUAAUAUUUUAGUUCUACAUGUCUAUUUGUCAAAAUACAAGCUUGGUACUACCCGAUGUUACGUGUUAGCAUUGGCUGUGUGCGAUCUCUUGAGCUGCUGUAUUUCUAUGCCUGGUGAAAUUGUGGACAUGACUUACAACUACACCUUUACGGCAACCUAUUUGUGUAAAAUAUUACGAUCCGUGAACGCUUUUACGACCUUUUCUUCUGGAUUGAUUCUGAUCGUCGUCGCCAUAGACAGAUACAAGAAAAUAUGCACCCCGCUUCGCAUUCAAUUUUCUGUGCGUACUGCCAACAUCGUCGUUAUCAUGUGCUGCGUUGGCUCUAUUCUACUGUCCCUACCAGCGACUGUGCUGUAUGGAAAAAGAACUAUAUCAACGGGUAUAGCUUUGGUAAAUGGUACUGAUUGUUCAACUGCAGAUGCGUUUAUUGGGACACCAUAUCCACUUAUAUAUAACGGAGUUCAAUUUUUAUUCUUCAUAUUGGGUUCCAUGGUGCUUAUAACUCUGUAUUCCCUGAUCGGCAAACGUAUUUGGAGACAUCAGCAUUUCAGAGAUAGCGGAUUAAACACUGGAAAGAAACCCGUUAGAAUUUCCAGCACCACUGCUUCCGAUGGUUCGAGCCCCGUAACGGAAGUCGUUAGUGCUAAAUGUAAACGUCUCAGUCGUAUGAUCUCGACAGAUACUACUCACCAGGACACACUACUCUCUAAAUCAAGACGUUCUGGAAACCGUAAAACGACUUUAAUGCUAUUUUUAAUCACAGUAGUGUUUAUGUUAAGUUUCUUACCCCAUCUGAUUCUAAUGACCCUCAAGGCAUUGGAUAAAAACUCUUUAAGUGGAAGUGGCGGAUCAGCAGAAUUAGCCCAUAACAUUCUGUUGCGAUCAUACUUUAUAAACAGUGCAACUAAUCCCAUCAUUUAUAGCUUCUGCAGUAAUAAAUUCAGAAGCGAAUGUCAAAAACUCUUCAAGUGUAAAAAGUAACAAUUUGAAUUCUGGAACGGACAAUGGAAUCAUACAAGGCGUUAUUUGUAUCAAUAAUCGAUAGCGAUUACGGUUCUCUCAUAGUGAAGUUGUGCUGAAAGCUACUGACUCUCCCACGCUAUGAUUGAAUUUUAAAUAAAUUCACCGAUAAAUUUGCAGUUACAUGUCACCGUUUUAAGAGUAUCGGAAGAGGCCGUGAACAUCGAUAUAAUUUAUGUUAUUUCGGUACAGUAUUUAAACAAAAGCUAAAAGCAUAUACUUCAAAGACAUUAACGCUCCCAUUUCCUUGAAAUGUUAUACAAUGCUGUAUUUCAAACAACAAGUCGAACGGAGCAAUGACAUUUUAAUUGACAUGUUUAUUUCAGUUAUUUUCCUGUUUUAUUUAUUUAUUAAUUAUUUCCUUAUAGAGCUAUAUGAAGUCCAACUUGGAAUAAUUUGGAAUAAUUUGGUGUAUGUAUGUACGCAGAGUCUAAUUAUGUGUUAAUUUCCCGAACAUUUUUAGAUUCACUUGGUCUAACUGAGUAAGAAUUAAAUUGUCAAAUACUGAACUAUAUGAUGCUGUAUAUAUUAUACUGCAUCAUUUAGCACCUGGACAUUAUAAUGAAGAACCAUUAUAUAAUUAGAUAAAUAUUGUUAAUCAUCCUUCUUAGAUUGUAGAAUAACUAGUAUACUAGCCAUCUUCGACGGCCAAAAUAUGGAAAAUAUAUGUACCUCAAAUUUACAAAAUUGUAAUUCUAAACCUAUCGAAGAUGUUAGUAUUGUGAUAGAUGUUAUAUUUGAUAUUAAUAUGAAUACUGUUUAUAAUACGUCUGUAUAUUUUGCUUCUGUUGUUAUGUAUAAUGAUUAUUACUUUUUUUGUAUUUUCAUAUUUAUAAAGUGCUGAAUAAAUAUCUGGUCUUAUGAAAACCUGAUAUCACUCUCCAUUAUGGAAUGUUUCUCAUGUGGUGAUUCCAUUGGCUGUUGCUCGACUUUCCCGAAUACGUCCCUUAUUACUACUACUGGCUAGGAUCUCUGUGCUUGGUUUUCUUUUUAAUUAAAGGUCGAAAGCUCAAAACCAAAUAAUUUGUUUCAGCAAUUUCUAAAUCUGCACGCUUAAUGGCUAUUAGUAUAAGAAUAACACAAUUUUAAAAUUAUUUGUAAUUGAUCAUUAAAAAUUUAUUAAAGACAUUUGGCACCGGUCUGUUCAUGGGUAGGUCCAAGUUAAGCGAUCAUAAUAAUGAUAAACCUAUGACAUUAAUGUUAUGAUUGUCUGAUAUAUAUUAUGUAAUGUGUAGAUUAUUAUCUAUAUGAGAAUAUUUAUAACGGAUGCCCAUUUUAGGAAUUAAAUUAUUUUAUACACCAUA